GGAAUCAGCUCUCUGUGCUCAUGCAGAGCAGGAAGAGUGAUGCAGAACUCAAAACUCAGAAAGUUUUUGGGCAGGAGAUGUGAAGGGGACUCUACUAAGAUAUUUAAUAGCCUGUUUUAUUCCAAGCCUUUUGAACUGCACACAAAAUUUUUUGCAUUUUGAAUUCACCAAGAAAACCACAUCUUUCUACAUUUUUGCCUUAUAGAAUUUGGGUGUCUUCCAGGCUGAAACACCUUCCUGAGCCAUCCACCAUUCUUUCUCAAUCCUUUCAGAUUCUACAAAAUGAUUUUGCGGGCGAAGAGAACGGCGGAGGGUAGGGGGGAAAGGGCGUAGACGACAAACUGUGCAGAAACCAUCCAACUUUCGCUUCUGAGCCCUUGCCAACAGCCUGGGGUAACCCUUGACCGGAGACAGAGCCCUCUUGGCAGUCCCGCCUUCCACAACCCAUCCAAGGGCAGCUGAGGGAGCGAAAGGGCAGCGCAUCAGCUUUCAAGCUAAGCCGCUCUCCUCUGAAAAAGCGACUCCACAACACGCAGUGAUGCAGUGAUUUGUUUUUUCUUUUGUUUUUUCUUUUUUUUUUUUUUUUUUCCAAGGAUAUCCUCCCCGCAGAUGAGCGGCUCUUUCCACGCGUAGUGCCAAGAUCCAUCCUUCCCUCCCCGGCCGCACACACGGCACUCACUGGGCGUGUAGCCGGGGCUCUAUGUAAUCCCCGCCGGCACAGCCCGGCCCCGCCACUGCCGCUCCGCCGGGCCCGAGGCGCUCCGGGGAUGCCGCCCGCCCCGGGGGCCGCUCAGCCGCCCGCGCCCGCCGCCGGCCCGCGGGCAGCACCGCCGCGGCGGAGCAGAAAGUGAAAGUAGCCGCGGCCGGCGGAGCCCCAUGGGAAAGGCAAAGCCCGGCCGUCCCGCCGCCGCUUCGGACAGCGCCGCGGUCCCCCCGGGCGGGCGGGCGCCGGGGGGCUGCUGAGCCCGGCCCGGCCCCUCCCGGCCCCUGCGCGGCGCUCCGCGGGCUGCGGGCGUCAUGGCCGAGGCGGCGCCGCCACCAUGACCGCGGACCCGUCGGCGCAGCUCCCCGACAGCCUCCGCACGGACCAUGUUCCAUGCCUUUUUUAGAUCUACCUUACCAGUUCUGCCACUGCUCCUUGUUCUGUCUCCAGUGAAUGCAUCUACUUGUGCAAUGGGAAAUAAAACAACAGAAAUCCGUGUGAAGUAUGAGAAUAUACUAAGUCACGACAUCAAUGAGCUGGUAAAUAUGUCUGCAGAGAAUUGUGACAGGUGCGGCAAGAAUAGAAAAUAUCAAAAUAUCAAAGUUUUUUUCUGCAAUGAUACUGAGGAAAUAGAAUCACUACAGAGCAUGGCGUGCAACAUGCUUAGAUUCUUUAAUAAGCAGAGAAUCAGCAAAGCCUUUAGACAGAAAGCAGCAUUUGUCUCAUGUGGGACAUUACAAGUUCUACAGUGUAAGUGUGAAAGACCUAAAAAAGAAAAGGUUUGCUCACGUGUAUUUCGUUUAGAAGAUACAGAGACAGGUGAACAGUCCAAAAAGAAAUGUAACCAAGAAGUUUGUGAACUGAAAGAAAAUAUAUCUAGCCUUCGAUCCUGCUGGAAUAAAUUUGAAAAAAUCAUUUCCAGGUGAUUCCAGGUGAAUCCUGCUCUUUUCUUUCAAAGUGGCAUUACUUGGUAUCUUUGCAUUUUAUAUGCAUUCUUCAAGUAAACUUGCUCGCUUAUAUGAACACUUUAUGCCAGAAUUCUGAUGGAAGGCUACUGUACCUUGUUCCCGGAGAUGACAGAAACACAAAUGGCUGAAGCAAGCUGCUGAAGUCCGAGAAGUGGAAAUAGAAGACCAGCAUUUGAAACAAAGAACUCUGCAGAAGUCUGUGUCCAACCUUUGUGCUCUGGAAACUACUCUGAAUUUCCUGAUUUUUCAAGUAACUUUAUAAUACUGUCAUUUGAAAGCAGCCACUUUACAUGUCUACUGGAAUUUACAAAAAACAUCUUGGAAUCUGCAGAUGAAGAAAAAGAGUACAAAAAAGUAGCUGGUUUCUUUAUAUCUAUGCAAAACACACCAAGGACCAAAAGUAACAAUUUACCAAAGCAGCAGAUUAUCUUGGAUAUGUUCUCCUGACACAGAAGUGUUUUUGGUGUGGGUCUGAUAGGUCUGCUAACUGAUUUGGGUUUGGAAAAACAGGGAAAAAGUUAGCUUUUUGAAAAACUUAGGAAGGAUACUGAUUUUUGAGAGAUGCAGCAUGCUUCUGUUGGCUGAAGCACAGGCAAGACUGAAUCCUGUGGAAGAAGAAAAAGAUGCCUGAAUGUGAGUUGUUCAGUUGACUGGAAACAGCACUACACUCAUUAAUUUGAUCAACCCAGAGUUAGCUGCAGGAGGAGCUAGAAUUCCUUAGCUUCAGAUUGUGAUUUCUCAUAUGCAAUUAUUUUAUGUAACAUGUUUUAAGAUGUUAGGCAAACAUGACUUAAAAUAUGUGAAUAUUGUCAGAGAAUAAUAUAUUGGCAUUUAACUAAUAAAGUGCUCAUAUUUUAUUUUGAAUAAAUAGAAGUAUUUUUAUAGUUA
Messenger RNA from Serinus canaria (Common canary), 2559 nucleotides. RefSeq names its product interleukin 7 (gene IL7). NCBI's taxonomy places the organism in Eukaryota, Metazoa, Chordata, Aves, Passeriformes, Fringillidae. Bases 1090 to 1629 code for a protein of 179 amino acids. The transcript has 5 exons. Gene Ontology annotation, biological process: immune response. Gene Ontology annotation, cellular component: extracellular region. Gene Ontology annotation, molecular function: growth factor activity; interleukin-7 receptor binding. The record is from RefSeq and is a predicted model, not a curated record.